CUACCUCUAAUAGUUAACAAUUGCCACAAUGCUUCUAUCUAGACGCAUUCCUCACAGUUCUUCAGGGUCUCGUGUUGCGCCCCGGGCCAGAGCGCCGCGACGCAUAGUACGCGUUGUUUGCCACGGACAUGGACACGGACAUGGACAUGGACAAUCGGGAACAACUGUGGUCACGGAGAAGGAUCGGGGAUUUAUCGCUGAAAUGCGGAAAGUUGCGAUGAAGUUGCACACAAAGGAGCAGGCGCCCAAGGAGGGCGGCAAGGAGACACCAAAGAACCAGGGUCCGUGGGUUCCCACACGCAAGGGCUACUUGAGAUUCCUUGCUGAGUCGAAGGCGGUCUACGAUGCCUUCGAGAGGCUAGUGCAUGAGAAUGACGCAUACGCCGUGCUGCGUAACACGGGACUGGAGCGCGGCCAAAGCCUGGCUGAGGACCUAGCAUGGUUCCAUCGCACCUACCAGCUCAGCGCACCCGAGCUCAAAGAGGAUGGGCCAGGCCUGUCGUACUGCCGGCUGCUGGAGCGGCUAGCGAAGGAGGACCCGCCAGCCUUCAUCUGCCACUAUUACAACUUCUACUUCGCACACACGGCGGGCGGCAGGAUGAUUGGCAAGCAGGUCGCCGGCAUGGUGCUGGACGGCGCCACCCUGGAGUUCUACAAAUGGCCUGGCAUGGACGUGAACGCAGCGCUGGAGGCGGUACGGCGAAGCAUCAACAUCCUGGCGGAGGGCUGGAGCGAAGAACAGCGGGAGCGCUGCUUGGUGGAGACGGAGGCGACAUUUGAGUGGUCGGGAGGGCUGCUCAAGUGCAUUACGGCAGCGGAGUGAGGGAGAGGGAGGCUGGAGGAGAGGAGGGAUGGAGGAGAGGAGGAGAGGCGGAUGUCAGCAGUAGGGGCCCUUACAGGCUUUGCUUGGACCUGUUCCAUGUUCAGAUGUAAGGCUGUAGGGCUUGUGCAGUAACAGGUAAUGGGUCCGUGUACUCUGCGUCUUGUAUGCUAUUCGUUAACAGGCCAACAGCUGAAAGCAGUGUGUGUACGACAGAGAAGAUAGGGAUGAGAGCGUGUGGUGCUAGAAUCGCAAUCUUAUGCAGAGGAACGUGAGCGGAUGUGCGGAAUGUGGUGUGUGGCGCCGCGCGGCGUACAAAAAGCUCUUGGGGGCGUAGGAUGGGCUAGAGUGCGUCGCGGGUGAGAUCAGGGCACGUGUACUGAAGACGCAGUCAGUUACUCCUGACUAUUAACCGAUGUACUAUUAAUUCAAUACAAUCUUGCAGGUGGAUUAAUAUGUUAUGCGCGAUAGCGAUAGCGCUAGCCUCACAAAGAUGAGUUCGGAUGGCAGACGACCUAGGGUGCUGCUGGGAAGCACAGGCAGCGUGGCAAGCAUCAAAGUCGCGGCCCUCUGUCGACUGCUACUAGAAUUUGCGGACGUAAAGUUAAUUGUAACAAGCUCGGCCAAGCACUUCAUAAACGAGGAUGACUUGCCGGAUGCCGUCAAACCAGUUCUUGGAGAUGAGACCGAGUGGCGGCAGUGGCGUGUCGUGGGCGACCCCGUGCUGCACAUCGAGUUGCGCCGCUGGGCCGAUUGCCUGCUGCUUGCACCGCUGUCCGCAAACACCCUCGCCAAGAUGGCUGCGGGCAUGGCGGAUAACCUGCUGACGUGUGUCGUACGAGCAUGGGACUUCAGCAAGCCGAUGCUGGUUGCCCCUGCCAUGAACACGGCCAUGUGGAACUCCCCCUUCACCUCGCGCCACCUGGACACACUGCUGGAGCUGGGGACAGCUGCCGCGGCAGCAACAGCGGCAGCGGCUGGUGCCGCAAGCACCGGCAUUCCAACAUUACAGAGUGGCGUUGGUGGACUUCACACUACCAGCAGCGAUAGCGGUGGCGGUAGCAGCAGCAGUACAGUGGUGGUAGUGCCGCCGGUUAGCAAGCGGCUGGCAUGUGGGGAUGAGGGAACUGGAGCCAUGGCAUCGCCCGAGGACAUCGCGGCAGCUUGCCGGCGAUCGCUACUGCCGCUGUUGUCGCAGCUGCAGCAGCAGGAGUAGCGGCCGCAAGAGCGGUGGUGAUGGCUGCAGUAUGCAGUAGCUCUGCCGCUGCUGCUUGCCGCAGGAUGCUACUUACGACAUCGGGGGAAGUGCAUCAGUUGCAUUAGCAUAACGCAAUGAAAAGGGUCGUAGCUACCGCGGGUGCAACAAGCCGAAAGGGCAGUCGUAGGCGAGGUAGGCAUUCAUGCCGACAUUGCGGCAGAAAAGGUACACGCCGGUUAUGGUAGGGGUAAUAUGUUAGCUUGGCUCAUGCAGCGUGCCAGUUUGCGCGUGUGAGGUGCAGGUAUGGUCGCACUUCUCGUAGACGCAGCACAAACUCACCUGUAGGGCUGAAAGGACAUGCUAUGUGCAGAUGCACCGGUUGUAUGUUGCUAUACCUUGAUCCUAACUGGAACUUACAUCUAUGCUUACUCCGUUGUUGAGUAUAUGCUAACAACAAGGGGCCCUUAAUGAUUUCUUCCUGUGGAUGGCAGACAACGUAAUGUCAGAAGCAC
Astrephomene gubernaculifera is the source of this 2530-nucleotide messenger RNA. The record is from the annotation of a GenBank genome assembly. NCBI's taxonomy places the organism in Eukaryota, Viridiplantae, Chlorophyta, Chlorophyceae, Chlamydomonadales, Astrephomenaceae.